This is a messenger RNA of Penicillium cinerascens, 783 nucleotides long. Its product is annotated as class I SAM-dependent methyltransferase. Bases 1 to 783 code for a protein of 260 amino acids. The record is from RefSeq and is a predicted model, not a curated record. The transcript has 3 exons. Lineage: Eukaryota; Fungi; Ascomycota; Eurotiomycetes; Eurotiales; Aspergillaceae.
AUGACUGACUUCACAGAGGCAAAUCGGACUUAUUUCGACAAAAUGGCAACGGCCUACAAGGAUAAAUUUGCCGAAACCAUGAAGAUGUUCUCGGACCAGACACUGAAACACCGGUCUUGGAUUAGUGACCGAUGGACAGACACGGAAGCGGGGAAGGGCCAAGAGAUCAAGAUGCUCGAAUAUGCCUGCGGACCAGGAGUUAUCUCGAUGACGCUGGCGCCUUUCCUGACCCAAAUCGUUGGCAUCGAUGUCUCCGAGAAGAUGAUAGACGAGUUCAACAGGAAUGCCAAGGCGGUUGACAUGGCCUCCAAGAUGACGGGUUAUAAUGUUGACCUCCUUGCCGAGACCGUUGCAACCGAAUUCUCCGGACCAGAGUUCAACGAAUUCGACGUGUUGACGAUUAGCAUGGCAUUGCACCACUUCGAGGACCCGGAUAUGGCGCUGCAGAAGCUGGCAAAGCGACUGAAGAAUGGUGGCGUGUGCUACAUUAUUGAUCUCGUCCCAGAACCCGGCUCUGUCCAUGACCAUGGGCAUGGGCAUGGCCACGGCCACGGCCACGGUCACGAUCACGAUGAGCAUGCAAAGCAUCAGCAUGAAUUCGGAGACGCCGCUCAUACCGUCAAGACACAUGGCUUCUCCAAGGAGCACAUGCAAAAAUUGUUCCAGGGCGCUGGAUUGACUGUCAAAUUUGACUAUGAGGUGCUGUCCGAGCCACUUGUGUUUACUAGGGAGGAGAAGAGGGUGGAGAAGACUGCCUUCAUUGCUCGUGCCCAGCUUGCAUGA